This is a messenger RNA of Metopolophium dirhodum (rose-grain aphid), 1293 nucleotides long. RefSeq lists its product as uncharacterized. Gene Ontology annotation, cellular component: plasma membrane. Gene Ontology annotation, molecular function: olfactory receptor activity; odorant binding. Lineage: Eukaryota; Metazoa; Arthropoda; Insecta; Hemiptera; Aphididae. The record is from RefSeq and is a predicted model, not a curated record. The coding region runs from base 1 to 1293 and encodes 430 amino acids. The transcript is spliced from 6 exons. Gene Ontology annotation, biological process: detection of chemical stimulus involved in sensory perception of smell; sensory perception of smell.
AUGGACGUUCGGAACGAGGAAAGCCACGUUUUCACCAUCAAGUUGGCAAAACUAACAGGGUUGUUCCAGUUAUUGGCUCCUGGAACUGUAAAAUACCGUGGUCGAAACAUCUAUCACAUUGCCAUGGUGUGCGUUUUGCUGGGCUUGGGUCUCAUCUCGUUGAUUAUGAUCCUCAGCGGUCUGUACUACUGGACGAGCAAUAUAUCUAUAAGUAUGGAUUAUUUUUGGAAAUCAGAAUUCGCGUUGUACAUAAUCUACAAGAUGUGGUUCGUCGUCCGCCACUCGGACGACAUAUGGAAUUGUCUGUCGAUCGCGCGGUACGAUUUCACAUCGAUCAACGACCAGAACAGACACAUACUGGAUCGUUGGCGACAACGUUUGGCGUGGUUUACGACCAUAUACUCGAUAAUUUACUUAACGUCCACGUUCAGUUACUUGGUAAUUCCCUUGGCAUUCGGUGAGGAUAAAUCGCCAGUCAAAAGCCCCGACGGUUCAAUCGGGUAUUACCGGCAGAACGCCAUGAAUUUAUAUUUAAUCGUAUCCGACGAAACGUACAACGCACACUAUUAUAUGUUUUACUUCGUCGAGACAUUAUUCGUCGUCUUUACGGGAUGUUUUUUCCUCAUAUUCGACUGUCUUCUGGUUACGCUGUGCUUUUGUACGUGCUGUCAGAUGCAAAUCAUUUGCUCUGCGUUCGAAUCGGUGGGACACAAAUCACUUCGUGACCACGAUUCCCAAAUCGUUUCUACAGAUGAAAAUAUAAAGAUACCACCUUAUGAACACGAUUUGAUAUAUUAUAAUGAAUUAAAAACAAUUGCUAUGGAUCAUCAACGCGUAAUGGAGAAAUAUGAAGAAUUUUUAACACUAUUUCGACGAGUGAUUUUGUCACACAUAUUCGUAUCGUCAUUAGCGGUCAUCGCGGUUUUGUUUACUUUCAUAAUGAGUUUCUCCAACGGUGAUAGAUUUAAGACUUCAGAAGUUGUAGUAGAAAAAAUAUUUUUCUCAAUUCCUUCAAUAUUGUUUCAAAUAUUUAUGGUGUGUCAUUUAUUUGGCAAUAUACAAGAUCAAAAAAAUUCAAUAAUAGACGCAUUGUACGGCAGUAAUUGGACCGAAAUGAACAUGAAAUGUAAAAAAUUGGUAUUAUUGACAAUGAAAUUGAAUAAUGCUAACAACCAACAGUUAAAAUUUACUAGAACAAAAAUUGUAAACUUGGAAAUGUUUUUUAAAACGAUGGGUAAUUGCUACACAGUUAUUUCGGUUUUAGUAAAUUAUAUACAAACAAAGGAUACCUAA